AACAAACACACGAUCAUUCUUCCGAUUUGUGUCUUCUGGUUCUGAAUUUCAUGCAUUUAUUUCGCUCGUGCUGAAAUCGCAAAACCAUUAAUUCAGUGACCAUUGACUUUACCUCGAGCGAUAUUUCUUAAUCUGAUCCCUUGACUUUUCAGAGUUGCUGACAUGGGGAACGCAGGCAGCAAUGCAAGAGAGCGUCACAAGUCAGGUGACAUGCAUGCUCCCUCAUCACCGGGUAAAGAUGGUGGACAGGCUUUUACAUUUGACAAGAAGCCUAACAGUAAAUUAGUGUACUUAUCAUCAACAGAAGAAGAGGAGCAGCCAUAUUACACCAAAUCAAAUACAAAUUCUUCCUCAUUGCAGAAUCCCAAAGAUCAAGUAGGUGAUGGAGAAUUCUCUAUACAACCUGCAAGGCCUCGCUCUAACACUAUAAGUGAAGGUAGCAAAAUAGAGGAACCACCAGGAGAGAAAGUUCUGCCAACAGUUUUUAAAUGGGAUGGUGGUGGAAAGCAAGUGUUUAUCAGUGGGACGUUUACUGAAUGGAAAGUUAUCCCAAUGGUGAAAAGCCAUGGUGACUUUGUCACUAUUAUUGAUUUACCUGAAGGAGAGCAUCAGUACAAAUUUAUGGUUGAUGGAGAAUGGAAGCAUGACCCAGCUGUGAAAAUAAUAGAAAACGGUGUAGGCACAAAAAACAAUAUGGUGUCAGUGAAGGGCUCUGACUUUGAAGUGUUUCAAGCCCUUGCCAAAGACAGUGAGAGUGUCAGCCAGACCCAGCAAACUGAGUAUUGUCAAGAAAUUCCUCAAAACAAACCUUGGGAGAAAGUACCAGGGCCACCCAUCUUGCCCCCUCAUCUCCUUCAAGUCAUUUUAAAUAAAGAUACGCCCUUAUCCUGCGAACCAACUUUACUUCCGGAGCCUAAUCAUGUCAUGUUAAAUCACCUAUAUGCACUUUCAAUUAAGGAUGGUGUUAUGGUUUUAUCUGCCACUCAUAGAUAUCGUAAGAAGUAUGUCACUACUCUCCUUUACAAACCUAUUUGAAUAGCUUUGGGAUUCUUAAGCCUGCUGUGGAAAAGAAUAUUUAUGCACUCUGUUGAACAGCCAAUUGAAUAUCUGUUUUUGUAAAACCAUUGAAAAUACUAUUGGGUCUAACAGUACUGGUAUAUCCCCAACAAUGAAUGUCUGAGGUUUGAGUCAAAGUAACGGGAAGGCAAACAGUGGGAUCAAAAUUAUUGAAUUUGAUUUAGACUCGAUUCUUGUUGUUGGUAGUUAAUGUUCUACAAACACUGUUAUAUGGAUCAUUUUAAAGAGAAAUGUUUUCAAUUUAGUGAAGGGAUUUACACUUCUAAGCCAAAAUAUCUUAGGCUUAAUCCCAAUAGCUUUUUUUCCAGUUUUCAUUUGCAUCGUAUUGUUUAAGGUCUUUUAGUUAAAUGUGCUCUUGUUAUUGUUUUGUUAAUUUUGUUGUCCGGCAUGGCGUGAUGGAAGGUCCUGUGCCAUUUUCAGUAUGUCAUUUGCUUGUUUUGAAACUUGUUUUACAAAAUGUUAAAGCUUUGUAAAUUGGGAUGGGCCUAACAAAAGAGGGUCAUGAUAAGUGGUUUAUUUUUUAAAUGAAUUUUAGCUGCCUUCUUCAUCUAGACUAUUACAUAUGCAUAUAUUUAGAUUUAUUAAAUUUGGUCAUUUUGAGGGUCCAAGCUGCUGGGUUUUAUUCUGUAUAACUGUACCUCUUAAACAACGUUAAAGUUUGUUCCUUAUGCUAAUUUUUUGUACAGCUAUGGGUUGUUUUAUUAAACAAUUUAAACCCUUAUCCAAAGAAAACUUAAGGAGAGGAGCCAUUUUGGACAAAUGUUUUUCACUGGCUCUCAUUUGCAUUUAUUGUGAACGCCUUUCAAAAAUUUUGUGAGCUUGAAGACAAGCUAUUGACUAUUCCACGUUACCUCCUCUUCAUAACUUUUAUUCAUUUGGUGAUUUUCAUUUUAACUAAUCCACUUUAUCAAAACAGUCUUGAGAUCUGAAGGAAUAUGAUUACUUUGUUGUGAGAACUGUUAAAAUUAUUGUCAAGGACACUAAUGAUCUGAUACAAAAGUCAAUCUCUUAGAUGAGGUUUGUGUUUUAAAACAAUGAAUGGUUCUCAUGGGAAAAUCUUUCUGUCUUUGUGUGCAUGAGUGAGUGGAAGUUCAAGGGAUAAUGUCUUUCCCUAGUCAUAAACUUUGUGAUGUGCUGCAGUAAUGUGCAAAGCUUGUCGCAAAGCUGCUUUUAUAGAAUUGUAUUUUAUUUACAAUAAUUGUCUUUGUUUGCCUCGUAACUGGGACCACUUUUCAUUGUUAAUUAUCUGACUUCGGAGAAUUCUAAAUCUGGAUAUGCUUCAUUAGUUUUGACUUGACAUCCAUUGUGCUUAGUGAGAUUUUUAGUGGAAGGGGGGGGGGGGGCUUUAGAAUGCAUUCAUGUUUUCUUAGCACAUGCCUUUAAAUUGAAAAAGUAAGUCAGUAUUUGUGUCUCCUUUAAUCAUUGGCUUGGCUUGUAGCAGUGUGUUCGAAUCAUUUUCUGUAACUUAUCAUAUAUGAAAUCAGGUAUGUACCUUACCAACGUUUUAUGUCCAUUUAAUUUUGACCUUAAAGGGGUUUUCUUCUUUGUUUUAAGUGAAGUAGGGAGGAAACAAAACACUUGCAUAACUUGGGCAUAUUAAGUACUUACGGUAUAUCUGACUAGACAUUGGGCAGCUCCUGAACACAAGUCUUGCAUAGUCCUCCAUUUCACCAAACUUAAUGUAUUUUGAGUGUAAUGGGUAAUUUUCAAGUAUUCUUGCCAAUUUCCCAUGGAAUUUCAUUGUUUAUAUUGGUCAGCCACUUGGCAGAUCAGAAAGAUUUGCUUGCAUGUGCUGAAUGUUCAAUUGUAUGUGAUAUGUAUGUAAUGAUCGUCAUAGAUGAAUAAACAUUUCUUUUAAGGCCAAAUGAAAA
Thrips palmi is the source of this 2948-nucleotide messenger RNA. RefSeq names its product 5'-AMP-activated protein kinase subunit beta-1 (gene alc). Gene Ontology annotation, cellular component: nucleotide-activated protein kinase complex; nucleus; cytoplasm. Gene Ontology annotation, biological process: signal transduction. The record is from RefSeq and is a predicted model, not a curated record. NCBI's taxonomy places the organism in Eukaryota, Metazoa, Arthropoda, Insecta, Thysanoptera, Thripidae. Bases 163 to 1035 code for a protein of 290 amino acids. The transcript is spliced from 7 exons. Gene Ontology annotation, molecular function: protein kinase binding.